UUCAUAUGAUUUUUACAUAUAAGUAGGUAAGUGAGCAUCAUUUUAAAAAAGAGAAAACAACUGAAACUUCAAAAAUACAAAUUUUGGAUAAUCGUUUCAUUUUCAAGUUAGGGCCGAGACAUUUGCAGAGAUGUUCAAGAAGGUGUUGCCCAUGUUCGACAGAGUUUUAAUCUUGAGAUCGGAGCGUCAGACGAAGUCGAAAGGCGGAAUAGUACUUCCGGAAAAUGCUCAGGGCCGAGUCUCACACGGAACCGUGAUCGCCGUCGGGCCCGGCGCCAGGGACCAUAAAGGCGAGGUAGUCCCACCGCUCAUCAAAGUCGGUGACAAAGUCCUCCUGCCCGAAUACGGAGGGACAAAGAUUGAGCUCGAGCCCAACAAAGAGUUCCAGCUAUUCAGAGAACGGGACAUUCUGGCAAAAUUCAAAUGAUUACAAUUGGUGAGAAACUUAAUCGCACGUAUUGGAUGAAAAACAAAUAAAUGUCUUUUCAAUUAUA
Messenger RNA from Cimex lectularius (bed bug), 494 nucleotides. RefSeq names its product 10 kDa heat shock protein, mitochondrial-like. Gene Ontology annotation, molecular function: protein folding chaperone; protein-folding chaperone binding; metal ion binding. The coding region runs from base 131 to 427 and encodes 98 amino acids. Gene Ontology annotation, cellular component: mitochondrial matrix. The record is from RefSeq and is a predicted model, not a curated record. Lineage: Eukaryota; Metazoa; Arthropoda; Insecta; Hemiptera; Cimicidae. The transcript has a single exon.